Molecule: messenger RNA, 3494 nt
Organism: Parasteatoda tepidariorum (common house spider)
Lineage: Eukaryota; Metazoa; Arthropoda; Arachnida; Araneae; Theridiidae
Source: RefSeq, a predicted model, not a curated record
UUUUAAUUACCACUAUAAAUAACACGCAUUAUUCAAUGUAAUAUAUUGACAUAAAUAUUUUCUAAUGUCCCAUAAAUGAUGUUUUUCUACACGCAGAAGAAUUCGUGUAAAUUAGAAUAGUCUUUUUAAAAGUGUUGGCGGCAGCCUAGUUUUGGUUUAAUGCUACUACAAUUCCAUUUGUGUUGUAUUAAACCAAGAGCGGAAGUAAUUGUAAGGGGUAGGAGGUACGCACGUCACAUUGUUGAUGAAGAAAUAUGCGGUCGCCUGACACUCAAACAAAUGAUCGGAGAUCGUGUUGAUUUUUAAUCCGUUUAUUUUGACAAGAAUGACCGAUGAAAGUAAAUUCUUUGUAGAUGGGAAUUUUAGGGUCGCACAUAUUGAAUGGGAAUCCAUGGAAGAGAGAUGCAUGUGAGUUUUGUCCUGAAAUGCCUUACUGCAGUUGCGAUUACUUCGUUUCUGGUAGGUCCUAUUGUUGUUAGAACAGCAAUGAAUUAUGCAUACAACAACUACACUCUGGGUCCUUGCAAUUUUACCGAUAGAGAGGGUUUUGCAUCAGCAUGUGACUUCGACCUGCAUUAUCCUGAAGGCAAUCUAUCCAUGUUCAACUGGGAACUUGGAUGUGGCGAAGGUGCCUUCUGGGCUGGAGGCCCACCCGUUGACAACAAUAGCACGGCUAAAGGUGGUUAUGCCUUCAUGGAUUUAUCGAGAAUGUCGAGCGAUGAGACUGGAUUAAUCCACAGAGCUUGGUUGCCAACACAUCUACUAAAUGCUACCUCACCAAAAGGCAAAUGCCUUCGUUUCAGCUACAGCAUUGAUGGUUUGUCGGUAGGUGGUUUUAGAAUAUUGGUGAAUGCAACAGAUGUUACCUAUACCAUAUGGGAGACCAAAGAUUCUACUGGGGGAGAGUGGGAAAGUGGAAAGGUGUCCUUCACUUGCGAAACACCUUACAGAUUGGUAAUGGAAGCCUUUCCAAGAGAAACGUACUUAAAAAGAAGGGGAUACGUUGCCGUCGACGACUUUCAUUUAGUCGAUGGAUUUUGUGGAAGUGAUUGUACUUUCGAACACGAUUUCUGUAACUGGACGAACUCAAAUACUAGCGAUGAAUUUGAUUGGAAGAUGGGAAGAGGCAGCAGCAGUUCUGUAACUGGCCCAUCCCGAGAUCAUGGAAGCAGUGUCACAUGGAGGGAGACAGGUGGUUAUGCAUACAUAGAUUCUGCUUAUCCAAACAGACCUGGCGAUAAAGCUCAACUUUGGAGUCCAGUUCUAAAUCAACAUGGAAAUGGAAGUGCCCUUUGUUUAAGCUUCUGGACGUCACUUUAUGGGUCAGGCGUCGGGGCCUUAAGAGUUUACAUGUACGAUAACACUACGAAUGCAACGGGAGACCCCAUAUGGGAACUCUACUCGGGUACCCGUACACCUGACCAGUGGUAUAAAGGAGAAGUGCCACUUUCACUUCCAAGGCCAUUUAGGGUUAUAUUUGAAGCAGAAAUCAAUUUGCCUGGAGAGAGUGAUAUUGCUAUUGAUGAUAUUGCUUUAAACAAUGGAUCAUGUCCAAGUAUUCCAAGAGAAGCUAGUAAAUCAGGUGAUUGUGCAUUCAUAGUCGAUUCCUGUGGUUGGAGGGAGAUGGACACAAAAACGAGACCAGAGAGUCCCCCAAUGUGGGGACGAGUUACUGGAGAUGGGACAGUUCUCAGUCCUGAUGGCCAUACAUCAAUGGCUGGAGUCACUAGACAAGAUUCUUACAUGAUGUUCAAUACUGCCAGUUAUCAGCACGCACCACUGGACAAGGGUCAACUAAUCAGUCCUGAAAUUCCUCACUCGAACUUCACCUACUGUUUCAGUUUCUGGACUUAUAUGUAUUCGAGUACAGCCGGUGUGCCCAUUGGAGGACUUGUAGUGAAGCUCAAAAAACAUGAUAAUACGACAGUCAACUUGUGGAGAUUAGAUAAUCAUCAAGCAUCACACUGGGUAUUUUCACAAAUGCCACUACCAGCUCAUCUGAAUGUUACCGAAAGGUUAAUCAUUGAAGCUAUUAAAGGAGGGGACACUAGAGCAGCUAUCGCCGUGGAUGACAUUACCUUUACUACACCUCAUAAUUGUACUGUUAAACCCGCAAAAGCUUCCGUUCAUUUAGGUGACUGUGCAUUUGAUCGAGAAUUAUGUGGUUGGCAAGUAGUGAAUUCAUCUGCAACUGGGCCAAAAUGGCGCUUGCCAGCUGGCAACACUAAGCCCGCUACAGUCAAAGAUCACACAUACCAAGUUCUUGGUGAUGGAUUCGUCUACAUGGACAUCUUUUCGGCUCCAUCUCCAAUAAGCAGUACAUUGCAAAGUCCUACACUUUAUGGGAACCCUAACAUUACUUACUGUCUCAGCUUUUGGUACCUUGCCCUUGAAACUGAGGAGGGUGCUUCUCUGAUGAUAAAGGCUCUCUUUAACAAUUCUCACCAGGAAGUAUGGAAAUUAUCUAGGGACACUACUCUACAAACACAUUACAAUUUUGGACAGGUGAACAUGACGAUACCGGCAAACUUCACGGUUGCCUUUGUUAGUACUGUCCAAAAAUCAGGUUGGGUACUGGAUGAUAUAAAAUUUUCCGCUGCACGCAUUUCAAAUGUUACAACAUGUGCAUUGAGACCACCUAGAGCGAAAAUUGAAUGAAACGGAAAAACUCCUAGAGUUCAAGUUCUUCAAAUUAAAAUUUGUCCUGGAGAAAUGGACAAAAGUACUCUGAAGAAAGUUUAGGAAAAAUUUAAAAACAUCAUUAAUUCCAGAAGAAGAACUGAAAUGUGUCGCAAUCUUAACACUUGGACAAAUACAUUCUACGCACAUCAAAUCAUUUAAAUCUGCAAUUGUUUGCAUCCUCUCUUUCACGCUUAUAGCUCUCCAUUUUCAUUUCAUUUUUUAUUAUGAAAACAAUUUGAUAUUUUAUGUUUUAUAAGAAGAUUGAUUGCGUUGAGUCAAGAAAAUUACGUAGAUGAAAGCAUUUUCAAAAAUGAUUGAGUUUAGUACCCAAUACAAAUUUAAAUAGUUCAAAAGGACUAUUAUGUUUGUACAAGGUGUUCUGUAAUCAUUAAUCUUAAUGUACAUUUUUAGAAUCUUUAGUCAAAAAUGGAGACAAAUUAAUACUUAGUCAUAAACUAUUUUUAAAGUGAGGAUAAACAAAAUCAUACGAAUCGCUACUUAGAAAGAAAGGAAUUAAAACCUCAAAAUCUGUUUGACUGACUAAUGAAACAGAGAUCUAAAAUUCAAUUAUUCGGAACACCUCUAAGUUUCAUCAGGCAUCAGACUGGUUCCCUCUUUUAAUUUCUGCUUGUAAGUCUUAUUCUGCCUUCCUCAUCAGCGAUUCAACGAAAUUUGAUUGUGUUUUUGCUUUUUCCUCGUCAAAAUAUAAAUUUCAAGCCGCAAAUAACCAUAUAUUUUUACUUUAAUUUUGACGUAGAUUCUUAUAAUAUACAGGGUUAUUCAUAAUUCCCUCGGCCUGUAAACGCCAUUUU